This is a messenger RNA of Penicillium verhagenii, 225 nucleotides long. RefSeq lists its product as uncharacterized. Bases 1 to 225 code for a protein of 74 amino acids. The record is from RefSeq and is a predicted model, not a curated record. Lineage: Eukaryota; Fungi; Ascomycota; Eurotiomycetes; Eurotiales; Aspergillaceae. The transcript has a single exon.
AUGUCACUUAAAUCCAUCACUUUCUAUGGUCAUGCGAGCGGCGCCAAUCCUUGGAAGGUCGUCAUGGUUCUCGAGGAGCUUGCAAUCCCUUACACCCAGAAGAUCAUGGCUAUGGUCGAUUUGAAGGAGCCCUUUGAGUCAAUCAACCCCAACGGCCGUGUCCCGGCCAUCCAAGACCCCCAAUACCGUCUCAUAUAUUCACCAAACCAGAAUAAUAAUAAGUAG